CUCUCACCCCAGCAGAAUGAUGCGGAAAUGCAAAUACACCAUCAUGUUGUGACCCAUAUUGCGAAAAUUAGAAAGAAGGAAGUUGUGUUUCGCUAUUGCACGAAGUUCAGCCCGGAGGAGAAACUCGCUCGCCUUCGGAAGACAGUACCUCCUAAAUGGCUCUACUUUGAACCUGCUGGGCAAGGAAAAGAUUUUCAAGGAAACCAUCUACUGUGUGCGAGCCUCUGCCGGCCAAUCCCAGACCCCAGCGCGGAGCCAGGCGCCUGUGCCUGCCAACCCUCAGCACCCUCCUCGGAGAGGCUGGUGGCAUCAGGAAACCCCUGGCCAGCCUCCACCUGAGCCCAGUGACCUAAGCUUUAAGGAUGGAGUCAGGCAGGGGGUCCUCAACCCCUCCAGGACCCAUUGCUGCCCUAGGGGUGCCAGAUACUGGACCUGGCAGUUCCUCCCUGGGGAAGCUCCAAGUGCUCCCCAUCGGGCCCAGGGCCCACUGUGGGGAUCCUGGCAGCCCAGCUGCAGCAGGGGACGGCUCUCUAGACACGGGCCCCACGGGAGAGCAGAGUGGUAGCUUAAAGAUCCCCAACCGGGACAGCGGGAUCGACAGUCCAUCCUCCAGUGUGGCUGGAGAGAACUUCCCCUGCGAGGAGGGCUUGGAGGCUGGCCCAAGCCCCACUGUGCUGGGGGCACACCCAGAGAUGACCCUGGACAGCCAGGUCCCGAAGGUCACCCCCCAGGAGGAGGCCGACAGCGACGUGGGUGAGGAACCUGACCCUGAGAACACCCCCCAGAAGGCUGACGAGGACGCCGGCCUGGCCCAGCACUCUGGCCCGCAGAAGCUUCUCCACAUUGCCCAGGAGCUCCUGCACACCGAGGAGACCUAUGUGAGGCGGCUGCACCUGCUGGACCAGGUUUUCUGCACCAGGCUGACGGAUGCGGGGAUCCCUCCAGAAGUCAUCACGGGCAUAUUCUCGAACAUCUCUUCCAUCCACCGCUUCCACGGGCAGUUCCUGCUGCCGGAGCUGAAGACGCGGAUCACGGAGGAGUGGGACACAAACCCACGGCUCGGGGACAUCCUGCAGAAGCUGGCCCCAUUCCUAAAGAUGUACGGCGAGUACGUUAAGAACUUUGACCGAGCCGUGGGGCUGGUGAGCACGUGGACCCAGCGCUCCCCACUGUUUAAGGACGUCAUCCACAGCAUCCAGAAGCAGGAGGUGUGUGGAAACCUGACGCUGCAGCACCACAUGCUGGAGCCCGUGCAGAGGGUCCCCCGGUACGAGCUGCUGCUCAAGGACUAUCUGAAGAGGCUUCCGGAGGACGCCCCAGACCGGAAGGACGCGGAGAUCACUGCCUGGUGUGGCUGGCAGGUAGCCCGGGCAGGCGUCUGCAGGAUUGUGGGAGCCCCCUGCCUGGAGAAAAUGCACAAGCUCUUGGAGGUGUACGAGCAGCUGGGUGGGGAAGAGGACAUUGUCAACCCGGCCAAUGAGCUGAUCAAGGAGGGCCAAAUCCAGAAGCUGUCAGCCAAGAACGGCACCGCCCAGGACCGUCACCUCUUCCUGUUCAACAGCAUGAUCCUUUACUGCGUGCCCAAGUUGCGGCUCAUGGGCCAAAAGUUCAGCGUCCGGGAGAAGAUGGACAUCUCAGGCCUCCAGGUGCAAGAUAUCGUCAAGCCAAACACAGCGCAUACAUUCAUCAUAACGGGAAGGAAAAGGUCCCUGGAGCUGCAGACGCGGACAGAGGAAGAGAAGAAAGAAUGGAUUCAGAUCAUCCAGGCCACCAUCGAGAAGCACAAGCAGAACAGUGAGACCUUCAAGGCUUUCGGUGGCGCCUUCAGCCAGGAUGAGGACUCCAGCCUCUCUCCAGACAUGCCUAUCACGAGCACCAGCCCUCUGGAGUCUGUGGUGACCACCGAAGGCGGUUCAGGUGCAGCAGGGCUCGAGCCCAGAAAACUCUCCUCUAAGACCAGACGUGACAAGGAGAAGCACAGCUGUAAGAGCUGUGGCGAGACCUUCAACUCCAUCACGAAGAGGAGGCACCACUGCAAGCUAUGCGGGGCGGUCAUCUGUGGGAAGUGCUCCGAGUUCAAGGCCGAGAACAGCCGGCAGAGCCGCGUCUGCAGAGAGUGCUUCCUGACACAGCCAGUGGCCCCCGAGAUCCCCAGCCCCGAGGCUCCGGCCGAGCCCAAGCAGAGCACAGAGAAGACACCCGCUGCAGACCCCCAGCCCAGCCUGCUCUGCGGCCCCCUGCAGCUGUCAGACAGCGGGGAGACCUGGAGCGAGGUGUGGGCCGCCAUCCCCACGUCGGAUCCCCAGGUGCUGCACCUGCAGGGAGGCAGCCAGGACGGCCGGCUGCCCCGCACCAUCCCUCUCCCCGGCUGCAAACUGAGUGUGCCGGACCCUGAGGAGAGGCUGGACUCCGGGCAUGUGUGGAAGCUGCAGUGGGCCAAGCAAUCCUGGUACCUGAGCGCCCCCUCCGCAGAGCUGCAGCAGCGAUGGCUGGAGACCCUGAGCACUGCUGCCCGUGGGGACACGGCCCAGGACAGCCCGGGGACCCUGCAGCCUCCGGUCCCUAUGGGCACAGCUGCUCCGUGAGCUGAGUCUCCCGCUGCCCUGCACUCCACCACAUCGGGCCUGUGCUCUCCUGGGAGGUGGCGUCAGAGGCCAGAUGAAGAGCGCCCUGGACUGCUGAGGGUGGGCCAACAGCCCAGAGCUCAGGACACUUGGCUUUGGAGGGAAGGAAACUGAGGCCCAGAGAGGGGCAGCCACUGGCCAACGGUCACCCAGCAAGUCUUGGUUAAGAGCCUGGCCUCCAGCCCCAGCAGUGUGGCCCAGAGCAGGGGCCGACUGCCACAGUAACCAUCAUCCAUACGGGUCGUGUGGUGAUGCUGGCCCAGAAGGCAGAAGGAUGCAGCAUGGGCACUGCCAGGGACAGCCACAUCCGGCCGGUCUGCAGUGUGGUCCACCCCCGCCUCUGCCCAGCCUGUCUACACCGUGUGAGCUGAAUCAUGACUCGCUUCCCACCUCCCUUCUCUGUCCUCUCCUGAGGUCCUGCCUCCAGCCCCCAGGAGGUGGACCUGCCGCGUCCUAGCUGGACUCACGGUUCCUAAAUAACUGCACUCGGAAGCUCUGCUGGGACUUACCCCAGCCACUGAGUGGCAGACGCAUGAGAUUUGUGGCUGUUCCUGAUGCUGGUGGCACACAGUGCUUAUCUGCAUAAAUAAACACUGGCCACCGGCAGUG
Molecule: messenger RNA, 3233 nt
Organism: Mandrillus leucophaeus (drill)
Lineage: Eukaryota; Metazoa; Chordata; Mammalia; Primates; Cercopithecidae
Gene: FGD3
Product: FYVE, RhoGEF and PH domain containing 3
Exons: 18
Coding region: 363-2585 (740 amino acids)
Biological process (GO): cytoskeleton organization; filopodium assembly
Cellular component (GO): cytoplasm
Molecular function (GO): guanyl-nucleotide exchange factor activity; metal ion binding
Source: RefSeq, a predicted model, not a curated record